AUGACCAGUAACUCUCCGGAGGCAGUGGCCGAUCCGGCCAGCUCCUCCGCCGCGACCCCUUAUGGCACGCGAUCGAGAGGCCGCAACGCCCCUCGUCCCAACUAUGCGGAAGAUCGGGACAUGGAAAUGGAAUUCGAACCGGCCCCUAACAAAGCUGCAAAGCGGAAUAGCGGCGUGGCCCUUAACAACAUUGUCAACGGUUCCAAAUCUGACGGCGAGAAAUCCUCACCCGUCCAAUCACGGAAAAGCUUAACCAAUGGCACCGCUGUUACUGUAAUUCCCAAAGAAUCCAUUCCAGGCACAUCAUCCUUUUCAGCACGUCCUGACGAGGUCGAUGGGACUAAUGGAUCAAAUUCACCAAACCCAACUAAUGCUGCUACUAAUGGAUCGGGGGGUUCUUUGAGAAAACGCAAACAACCGGCUAGCGCUCCCAAUGCAGGAUCUACCGGAAAUGUUACGAAAAAGAUAUUCACUGCCGCCCCGGGGGAUUCCGACGGCGGGUAUUUCACCAAUAUGGUCAGCUUUGAGAACACAGGGCCACAUCUCAAAGAUGGCAAAUUAAUUGCUGAUGAUGGUACCACAUUUGCCGUAAAUGAUCAUGUUUAUUUAAUAUGUGAGCCUCCUGGGGAGCCUUAUUACUUGGCUCGAAUUAUGGAGAUCUUGCCUUCCAAAACCAAAGACGACGGUUCGAUCGAAGCAUUGAGAGUGAACUGGUAUUAUCGACCACGAGAUAUCCAGCACCACAGUCCAGACACUCGAUAUGUAUACGCUUCAAUGCACUCAGACGCCUGUCCGCUUUCUUCAUUGCGUGGUAAAUGCCAAAUCCGCCAUUCUUCAGAAAUUGAAGAUAUCACUGCCUAUAAGAAGACUCGUGAUAGUUUCUGGUACGAUAAGAUGUUCGAUCGCUAUAUUCAUCGCCUGUACGACGUCAUUCCCACCAAGGAUGUUAUUAAUGUACCCGGAAAUGUCAAGAAAGUCCUAGAUGAUCGCUGGAAGUUCAUCUUAGUCGAAUUAGGCAAGGGAAAGGAAUUGACUGGCGCCGUCAAGACUUGCAAACGAUGUCGCUCGUUUGCCGCCAACUCGGAGUCUGUGGAUUGUGCGGUUUGUUCUUCAACCUACCACAUGCACUGUGUUCGGCCUGCUUUGACAAAAAAGCCAGCUCGAGGUUUUGCUUGGGCUUGCGCUGCUUGCAGUCGUGCACAAGAACGGAAGCUUGAGGCGCGCAACACCCCGCGUAUCCUUGAAGGGCGAGGUGAAGGUGAAGAUGAGGUCAUGGAGGAGGAAGAGGAAGAACAUCUGAACAAUGGUGCGACAAAUGGAACUGGUACGAGCACUCCUGCAGAGGAUUCGAUGCCCCAACCAGCAACAGAAGAGCAAAUAGCGCAUGCAAAUAUGUGGCCAUUUCGCUAUCUGGGUAUCCAUUGCCGACCGGAAGAUGCUCUUGAUUACGAUGACCGAAUUUAUCCCCGUGCAAGUUCCCGACUCGGCCCUCGACACCAAGCGAUCGUUAAUGCAUGGCCUGGACGCACAGUCGAAUAUGUCAAGCCUCUUGAGUUGAAAAAGAAAUCGGUCAAGGUAUCGGGUGGACGAAAUGUGAUGAAGCUUACCAAGGAGUCCCAGGCCGCGCUGGAUGCGUCAAAGAUUGAACGCGCCAACCGACCGAAAUGGGUUCAAGAUGAGCCCCCAGGCUAUAUUCAACGUGGUGGAGAUGAACCAGUCAACGUCAACGGAAAACAGGAGCGCAGCGCCGAGCUCAUAUUUAAAAUGCCAACAGCGGAGCAAAUGCCAGCACGCGGCGAAGACGAUGCACCUGGCUCUCACUUGAGUGAUGCUGACCGCGAAGCUUUUAUCGAUGACUAUAUGCGACAAGCGAAACAACUAGCCCCUGAACUCGGAGUCGAGAAACAUUGCACCAAUUUCUUGGAUAAGGCCAUCCAGCUUCUGUACUCCGAGAGUUUCAAUGUCGAGGCCGCCCUCGCAAAGCUCAAGAAGGCUAAUAAAUACAAAGAUCUCAAGGAGCCGCAUCUACGUCCGGAAGAGGUCAAGGCUUUUGAGCAAGGUGUCGCCAAGCAUGGAUCUGAGUGGCGCCUCAUCGCAAAGCAUGUGAAGACCGUUCAUAUUUAUGAUAUUGUUCGAUUCUACUACAUGUGGAAAAAGACACCACGUGGCAAGCAAGUCUGGGGUACCUAUGAAGGUCGGCGCGGUAAAAAGGAGGUUAGACGACAAAGUGUUGUUUCUUCGAAACUUGUCGACGACGUCGCCGAUGACCAUGAUGACUCAGCCUUUGAUAAUGAGAAGGCAUUGACAGUUAAGAAAGGUUUCCAAUGCAAAUUCUGUUCGACGCGUCAUUCACGGCAAUGGCGACGCGCGCCAUUAGUUCCGCCCGGCACAACCGUUCCCUCUGAUCCGUCGGCAAAGAAGGACAAAGGGCCUUUAUUGACUGUCGCCCUUUGUCUCCGCUGUGCUCUAUUGUGGCGCAAAUACGGCAUUCACUAUGAGGAUGUCGAUGAACUCGGCAAGCGCAUCGCGACUAGUGGAAACAAGUCCUGGAGGCGGCGAAUCGACGAAGAACUGCUGGUGCAGCUGAUACUGGCUACCGAGACUCCAUUCACCAUUAACAGCACCACAGCAGCUACUGCGACUUCGAUGGGGAUCGCAGUGGACAGCAAUCCGCAAUUACAACACGAGAACAAGUUGGACCCAGCGAAGAAGAAGAUUCGCCCGGAUGUUCCAAGCACAACAACUUCGACAGCUGCAUCAUCGGUGGAGCCGAUGCCGCCCGUAGUAGUGAAAAAGAAGACCGGACCCGAGAAGGUUGCGACAGAGGGCCCUCCGAUUGCCCCGGAUCCUCCCAAAGCAAAAACUCUUCCAUGCGCUGUUUGCAACCAAGUCGAGCCUACUGGAGACGAUCACCUUUCCUGUCGUGACUGUCGUCUCACUGUCCAUCGCAAUUGUUACGGGGUACGGGGUACUCGCGUUGCGAACAAAUGGCUUUGCGACAUGUGUUCCAAUGACCGGAGUCCUUCAAUUUCAACCAACUACGAAUGUGUACUUUGUCCUGUAACUUGGACUGAGCACGAAUUGAUGGAAACUACCAAGAAUACCAGUCGCAAGAAGUCGGAUCGUGAUAAGGAGAAGGAACGACUCGAGAGGGAGAUGGUUGUAGAGGCCAUCAAAUUAUAUCGCCAGCGACAAGAAGCGGUCGGCAAGCCUGUCGGUCCUCGGGAGCCUUUAAAGCGUACUGCUGGUAAUAACUGGGCUCACGUUUUGUGUUCUCUUUGGAACCCAGAGAUCAAGUUUGGUGAUGCGAAAGAGCUGGAGCCUGCAGAAGGGGUUGGUUCUAUUCCCAAGGAUCGGUGGAGAGAGGUGUGCAAGGUCUGCAAGUCCUCCAAGGGAGGUGCGUGUAUCCCCUGUCACUUUGCAGGAUGCAAUUCUCAAUUUCACGUCGGCUGUGCCUUUAAAGCGCAGUAUCGAUUCGGCAUUGAUGUGACGCCUGUGAAGGGUUCGCGGAAAGACAGCGUCCAAACUAUCCGCCUCGGUGGUGAAGUUGGUGCAGCUACUCCUGUGGUUUACUGUCCUAAUCACGCUGUGCCCGCUACUACUCAUAACCUUGGCGAAUUGACUGGACAAGAUGGAUCCAAUGUUCUCCAAUUGUUUGCUCGAACAUACAAGCAGGCUGAUCUCACUCUUACCGGGACGUCUAGAAAGGCAGCUUACGUGCAACAGUCGGUGGUAGCGCCACAAUCCCCUGCAAUUACCGGUGGACCCCGUCGGGCUUCAACUAGCAACGGACUACUGCCAGCUGCUAAGGAUCUGCAGAAAGGAGGCCAACCGACGCCAAGCGAGGAUGCACCGGAUGCUAUGGAUAUCGAUACAGAGGAACACUCUGCACCACCGAAGCAGAGCCCUGCCGUUGAAACAACAACGUCUAAGAAAUGUGUUCGGUGCGCUAGCAUUUGGAGCCCCAAAUGGUGGCCCAGUGUACGACAUGCGAAUCAUCGAGGAGGACCUUUGGCGAACGGAGUUGGACUCAGCGCUUCAAGUCCUAGCUUUCACCCCCAUCAUCCUUCUCCAAUUGCACAAGGACCAGGGCCCUUUGCCCACGUAAACGGUGAUUCUGGAGAACAAGCCUUCGAGUGUCAUAAAUGCUACACGAAGAAUCCGCCCCCUCCCGAACCUAUUCCCGUUCCCGAAACUCGGCCCUCUCCUUAUCUCGCUCAGCGCCAUAUGCUUCCGACCCCAAGCAUGGGCCAUCCAUUCGUGCAGCACAACCAUCCUCCUGUGCCUCCGCCCCAACAUUCCGCUCCACCUCCAGCUCCUCCAACUGGUGUUCUCGGGCGGCCCCUACCCCCGACCCAUUCGCACAGUGCUCUCCCAGGGUAUCCGUCCCGAUACGAGCAACGUCCACCAGGGCCACCAGGGCCACCAGGGAGCGAUCCUAAAAUGCGCAAUGGCAUGUCGCCCCCGGCAUAUCAUGCUUCAGCCCCACCGCCCCCGCAUCAUAUUAGCCCUUAUCCUCCACCUCAUCCAGUCAGCCAUCAUCAUCCUCCGCCCCCAACUUCAGUGCAUUACCCUCCAGCUGGUCCACCACCACCACCACAGCCUUACCAGACUCACCAAAGUCCAUAUGGUCCAAUCUCUGCACGGUCGCCACAUCUCUCACAGCCUCCUCCUCGGCCAUACGCAGCAUCAGCGUCCCCGCCAAUUGUGCAAGCGACAGUCAACCGCUCCCCACAGACAGCAUUAAGUGCCCUGAACGGUGGACCUCCACCACGCAUGUUUGCAGUUGAACGUCUCGGUGGCCCUUCACACUCUCCACCGGUAGUACAUGCGCGUCCUGACCAACGUCCACGCGGGCCUACAGCUACGCCGCCCACACGACCAGCAGACACACCACCAUCUCUCAUGGCAGGGCCUACUAGUGCGAGUCGACACUCUGCCGUGAAUGGCACCGCCAGCGCCGGGUCAGGAGCAAGUGCAAGCCCAUCGCUGAAGAACCUUCUUUCCUAA
Penicillium angulare is the source of this 5010-nucleotide messenger RNA. Its product is annotated as DNA-binding E3 ubiquitin-protein ligase SNT2. Gene Ontology annotation, molecular function: chromatin binding; ubiquitin-protein transferase activity. The record is from RefSeq and is a predicted model, not a curated record. Gene Ontology annotation, cellular component: Lid2 complex. The transcript is spliced from 2 exons. The coding region runs from base 1 to 5010 and encodes 1669 amino acids. Lineage: Eukaryota; Fungi; Ascomycota; Eurotiomycetes; Eurotiales; Aspergillaceae. Gene Ontology annotation, biological process: histone catabolic process.